CAGAGUUUACAAUAUGGCUGAACUUGGGUUCGCAGUUAUUUGCUCCAGCAAUAUGAAUCGCAGCAUGGAGGCUCAUGCUUUUUUAAGUAAAAAAGGCUUUAAUGUGAGAUCCUUUGGGACGGGAGACAAAGUGAAGUUACCGGGACCUGCUCCAGACAAACCCAACUGCUACGAGUUUGGAACAUCCUACGAUGAUAUCUAUAAUGACCUGCUAAAAAAAGAUAAAACACUAUACACCCAGAAUGGUCUUCUUCACAUGCUGGAUAGAAAUCGAAGAAUCAAACCUGAGCCUGAACGAUUUCAGGUGUCCAAAGACAAGUUUGACAUUAUAAUUACGUGUGAAGAACGAGUAUAUGAUCAAGUUCUUGAAUGUUUAGAAGCACGAAUACCAGAGGAGAAUACUCCGGUUCAUGUAAUCAACAUAGACAUUCAAGAUAAUCACGAAGAGGCUACAAUCGGUGCUUUUAUGAUUUGCGAGUUAGCUGUCUUGCUAUCUGGUACAGAGGACCUGGACAACGAUAUUGAUGAACUUUUACAUGAAUUUGAAACUAAGUGCCAGAGGAAUGUACUGCACUGUGUACAGUUCUAUUGAACGUUAACUAGGAAUAUUUAUUGAAAAUGUAAGAGGUACAUUUCCUAAGCAGUUCAUUCCUUAAUAUUGAACAGUGUUCAUGUGUUUUACCAAAAUUAAAUAAUUUGCUAGCUCAUUAGUGAUUUCAAUAUUGAGUAUAUAUUUUUUUUACAUAUUUUUUGAAUUAUGAUAUGCCACAUGUAUCAAAAAGUGAAUUCACUCUUAAGGUACAAUAUAUCAAGAUAGAGUUCAUGUUAUAUCUCAUCUGUUUUGAAAGGUUCAAGAAUGACUCUCUGAAAUUAAUUUAUUGUGAUCAUUAAUAAGAAUAUAUGUCAGUACUGAAGGAGUAAAAGCAUGGUUAAAUCAUGUCAUGUUUUACUGGGAGUUUAAGAGUCAUUUUUUGGGGUAUGUAAUUGAUUCUUUACUUUAACUUAAAUUAUGCACUGUUGAACAACCAGAUAUCAUGUACAUGACAUGGUUUUCAUAGAUUCCUGAUUCAGUAAUUAUAUUAUAAAAGAAAUACUAUUUCUAUAUAUAUGAUACAUUGAUUAAUGAAGCACUGUAAUUACAUUAUCAGUACUCUGGUGUUUAGGCACUAUGCUUACAUUAUCUGUACUCUGGUGUUUAGGCACUAUGAUUACAUUAUCUGUACUCUGGUGUUUAAGCACUGUGUUUGCAUUAUUGGUAUUCUGAUGUAUAAAAGGAAAUUGGCUCAGUUACCUUGAAUGAUGAAUUUGCAUUACUGUAUAAAGAAAUAGACUGCAGUAGCAGUACAUCAGUUCUCCACACAACCAUUUCUCUGCAAACAAGGGAUACAUGCCCGGCAUAUAGGAAGAAAUUCAUGAAACGACCAUCUGUUCUUCUCAUUACCUACUCUAAAAAAUCUAAAAGAAAACUUUCACAUUUCUUAACCAAUUUUUACUUAAGUAAGAGUUCAUCAUGAGUGUGCCAAACAAUAAUAAUAUAUGCCCAAAAUGUAAUAUCAUUUUAUUAGAAAAUUAUAUUAAUAGAUGAAUAUCCAUUACUAAGUUACCAAAAAGUGAAAAUAAUUUGUUAAUUUGUUUAUUUAAAUUUUCCCUUGAACAUAAGAGCUUACCACACAUGUACCAAGUACAUUUUAUUUACAAAAUAGAAGAUAAAAAUUAAUACAAAAUUAUAAUAUCUUCUAUACCUUUAACACAGCUAAAAUAAAACAAUUCACAUUUCAUGGCUUAUUUUUUACAAAAAAUGGUAAUGAAACUAUUCACCAAAUAAUUAAAUACCAAAAAAAAAAAAAAAUGCAUUUGAAAACAUUGAGAAAAUAUUAAUUUUUAAAUGGAGGUUCACUUUAUGUAAGAUGUAUUGAGUGACUGACUUUCCUAAAAUUCAUUGUUAUAGCUAAGAGGAGCUUACUAUACAAUGCCUGAGUAGUGUUGGAGAAACAGCUUUACAUUGUCAAGGGGAGAUAAUCUUGGGAAUUAUAGGUUCGGUUAUAAAAAAAAAGUGGCACUCAAAUUUUAAAAUUUUAACUUAUUCUACAUGAAAAUCAUGCAGUACAGUAUGGAAUUUUUCUUUGAUCAAAAAAUAAGGAGGAUAUGAAUACUGCUUUUUAUACCUGUACAAUAUAAUGUUAAACUGUUUUAGAUGCACAGAUCAAGCAGAUCACAUUCAUGGAUAGAUGAAGUGGAACAUUUUGAAUGAUAAAUUAAGUGGAAUAUUUGAAUGAUAAAUGAUAAAAUUUACUCCUUGAAAAAUGGUGGCGAUUUAAGUUCAGUAUAUAUUCUGUUUAAUAAUUUAAAAAAAUGUAUAGGUCUUAUAAACAACACUUGAAUUUCAGAAAGAUUAUACUGUUAUUUAUAUAGUGUGUAAGUGUAUCAUAUGAAAGAACAGUAUUAAUUACAAAUAUAUAUUAUACAAACCAGCACUUUCAAAAUGCCUGUAUGUUCAUUCUAUAAUACUUGGUAGCAGUUUAGGCUCUUUACAAUACAGGUGCAUGUAUUUUAUUGAAAGGCAUUAAUACUCUUUUGAUCAAGGAUGGAAAGUAAAGUAUAAAAAAAUGGAAUCUGUUUAGUGAUGUUUAUGUGAAUCUGAAUUUUCCAUAAAUUUAUGAUUAUUACUGAUUUGGUCACACUUGUGUCUGUAUGGGUGGCUUAAGUCCUAAUUUUUUCACCUCUUUACAGUACAGCAUCCUGAUCACAUCCAAAGAAAUAUUUAUAAUCUACUGUACUGUAUGCUCUUUUUUUCUGUAUGUAUUUUUUUAUGGGGGGAUGUGAAUUACAUUUAAAAUUCUUAUAAUCUUACCUUAAAAUAAUUGGGGAGAUGCUUUCUUGAGUAGUUAUUUAUGCAUACUAACUUUAAAGAAAUAAGUUGUGAUUGUUGAGUAACACCAAGUGUAAACAUCCAAAUAUACCAUUAUAUAAUGUAGAGGUCAUAUACAGUGUCUAGCUGUACAAGCUGUCUGUAAUUUAAAGACAAACACUCAAUAGCACAUGUACAGUAGGAAGAAAUCACUAUAAAAAUGUGACUAAAAAAAUAAAAAAGUACGUACCUGGCAUGACAGUAAAAGUAUUAAUAGAACAGGAACACCUGACACUUGAAUAUGUGUUUCUGGUAUGUUUAAUAGUACAUGAAUGGUUUUACAGUACUGACAAGAUGAAAAUUAGACACAUAUGCAACAACCGGGUAUCUUUAUUGUAGACAUUUUGCCAUCCAGUGGCUUUAUUAAUACAAAUUCAAGGACAUGAAUGGAAGACAGAACUAUAUACAGAAGAUGAGGUAAUCAGUCCCUCAGCCUUGGAGUUAGUGUAAAGAGCACUAGAGUCGUGAUAUUCUAGAGCAUAGGUAAGAAGGCUAGUGCUUAUAUACUGGCGUCAGGUGGAAGGGACAGGUAGCAGAUGAGGGCAUAGUCACUGGUAGGCGGGAUGUCCCAGUGGAAGUAGAUCAUACCCAAGGUAUGGGUUAGUGGUGGUAGUAAUAGUAGUAGCAGCCAUGACGAAGGUUGUGUAGAUGUCCUGUGAACCAAGAUUUCAUGAUGUUGCAGUGUCUGACAAGUUGUACAUGAAUGGUAUACAGUACCAACAAAAUGUUGCGUAUGUGUCUAAUUUUCAUCUUGUCAUUCAUGUACAACUUGUCAGACACUGCAACAUCAUGGAAUCUUGGUUAGAGGACAUCUACACAACCUUCUUCACAGCUGCUGCUGCUACUACUACUACUACUACCACUAACCCAUACCUUGGGUAUGACCUACUUCCACUGGGGUAUUCCGCCUACCGGUGAUUACGCCCUCGUCUUCUACCCGUCCCAUUCCACCUGAUGCCAGUAUAUAAGCACCAGCCUUCUCGCCUGUGCUCCAGAAUCUUCACGACUACAAGUGCUCUUCACACCAACUCCAAGGCUAAGGGACUGAUUACCUUAUAUUUUGUACAUAGUUCUUCUGUCUUCCAUUCAUAUCCUUGAAUUUGUAUUGAUGAAGCCACUGGAUGGUGAAACGUCUACAAUAAAGAUACCUAGAUGUUGCAUUUGUCUAAUUUUCAUCUUUAAUAGUACCACUGGUACUUUUUAAGAGCAAAUACCCCACUGCAGAGUAGGAAAUAUCAAAUGUGGGAAGGGAAGAGAAGUGUAAUGUCUGGGUCAUUUGAUGGGCGAACCAGUUCUCAAAGACAGGCAUUGGUAAUGUUUCCCAGCACAUGAGGUCAUGAAGUGGUGCAGUCUCAAAAAAUUAUUUGUUUUAUAUUUGAGUUUUGAGACAGCAGCCACCCAGGGAGGUACCACUGCCCUGCCAAGUGAGUGUAAAAUGGAAACCUGUAAUUGUUGUACAUGAUAGUAGGAUUGCUAGUGUCAUUUUUCUAUCAUGUAAACAAACAAGAUUUCAGGUACGUCUUGCUGCUUCUGCUUACUCUUAGGUCACACUACACAUGCAUAUACAAGAAUAUAUAUCCACACUCAUCUGGGUAUUCUAUUUUCUUAAUAGUACUUGUUCUUCUUUAUUUCCUUUUAUCUCCAUGGGAAAGUGGAAAAGAAUUCUUCCUCCGUAAGCCAUGCACAUCAUAGGAGGCGACUAAAAUGCUGGGAGUAAGGGGAUAGUAACCCCUUCUCCUGUAUAAAUUUCUAAAUGUAAAAGGAAAAACUUCUGUUUUUCUUUUUAGGUCACCCUACCUCGGUGGGUUAUUGCUGGUGCUUUGAAAAAAAAUAAUUCGGGUUUUGCUAUUGUUUGAUUAUAUUAUUAUUAUUAUUAUUCUUUUUUCUAAUCUGUGACCUUUGAAUGUCUGCUGCCUCUUCACAUCUGAGUGAUCUGGUUCUUGGAUAGUAUUCCUUCAUUUGUCCACAUUACUACAUUUUCUUGCCAUGGGUUGGAAUAUAGCAUUGUUUCAGCCAGUAUUGUUACAUUCUCAUACCACGGGUUGCAUCAUAGCAGUGUUUCAGUUAUUGUAGUAAUCUCAUGCUGUGAGUCGGAGCAUAGUUAUGUUUCAGUGUAGUAAUAUUCUCAUGUUGUGGAUUGAAACAUAUCAGUGUUUUGGUCAGUUUGGUAAUAUUCUCAUGAUGUGGGUUGGAGCAUUGUAAUGUUUCAUCAGUGUAGUAAUAUACUGUUGGUUGGAACAUAGUGUUUCAAACAGUAUAGUAAUAUUCUCAGGCUGUGGGUUAGAGCAUAGUAAAGCUUCAGUCAGUGUAGUGGCUAGGGAUGGGACAAUACAAAAAUUUUGACAAUAGCAAUAUACACUUUGAAGCCAAUACAAAUACCAUCAAAGUUAGCCAGUAUCCACCAGUAGCGAUUCCCUGGUGGUAAUAUUCUCAAGCUGUAGGUUGAAGCAAAGCAUCUGUCACAGUUAAGUAACCAGAUGAGUCCACCAGACAUAUAGAAGCAGCAGUUGUUCAUGGAUCAAAUAAAUAUUAUUUUUCCAGAGUGUGUCAUCUCUGACCUCAGUUGUGCUGGAAAAAAUUAUGAGCAGCUUUACUUGAGAAUUGAGCCCACCUGAAGUGAUCCCUUCGUGGGAACAUAUAAACUGUGCAUAAUUCAAGGCCUACAUCAACUAAAAUCAAGCUGCUAUUGUAUUAUUUUAUGUGGCAUCAUGCUUAUAUUUUAUGCAUAUAAUAUGCCUAAGGGUGAAUUGUAUGCUUCCUGGCAGACUUGUUGCAUGGUUUUCACUAAGAGAUCAUGGCUUCACUCUCCAUAUUAUGUUUCAGUUAUCUCUUGUCUUUAGACAACUCAAGACUUUUGUUUGUCUCAGUGUCAGUGUAUUGCUGACCAGCUGUAAAAAAAAAAAGUGUGUAUGAUUAAACUGUGAUUGAAAAAGUGUAUGCAGGCAUACUUUUAUGAACAUUCACUAUACAUUAGGUCACAACUUAUAAAUGCUCCAAGUUACACACAUCCAAACUUACAAACUGGCCACUUAGUAACCAAAGUUUUACAACCUCUGAACCAUAGUACAAACAUAAGUAAGCUAUAACUAUCCUUUGUACUAUUGUUUUCUAUAGGUGCAAUUUCGUAAGCUGAUAACCUGGGAACUCAUCUUAAUUGUAUGUCGAGGACUUUCCACACCCAUACCACAGAGCUGCUGCUUUCAACACUUCCAUAAGGAAUAAAUUGGAUAAUGUGUUUUGCACAACAACAUCAUAGUCUAAAUUUUGCUUAAUCACUUCAUUUAUUCAGCAGAACAAAUCAGAUUUAUAUGAAUGUGGUGAGGGUUAAUUAAAUGACAACUUAGCAUUAGUACUUAGUUUUAUUAUUAUUAUUAUUAUUAUUAUUAUUAUUAUUAUUAUUAUUAUUGUUGUUGUUGUUGUCUGAAAUUUAAAAUUAAGCAUAUUCAUCUGGGCACCAGGAAUUAUAUAACACCUAGUGCACUGAAAUUAGCUGUCACCAUGAAGUGUAUAUCACCUGGUGCCCUGUAGUUAGCUGUCACCAAGAAGAUAUACAGCAUAGAUAAAAAUAUCUAAUCUUUACCAGACUGUCUCUUAUUAUGAAAGCCAGUAAAUGUAAGUGCAGACUAGUUUUGUAUCAAAUACCAUUUAAAAAAAUGUAAAUGGGUUAAAUUGUUGUUAUAUUGGGAUAGGAGAGGUACUGAAUAUAAUGCACUUUAUACAAUUUGAGGAGACAAGCUGUGAGAGACCUAACCUCACUUAUUUCACCAUUGCUUUCUCUGGUCUCUUCAACCUCUUCAAGGGUGGCUCCUUGGCAUGAUGAAGAGGCUCUUGGUCUGAGGCAUUAGACCUAUUGGUCUCCUUCCUCAGACCGAACCUAAUUACCCCCCCCCAAUCCUCCCCUUCCAUAUACCAUCCUCCCCAUCCUCCCUUUUACCUUUCCUCCUCCUCCUCCCCAUCCCUCCCUUAUUUCCUUCCUCUUUUUGGCCUUUGGGAUCCUUCCCACAGGCACGCUGGUUCCUAGGUAGGGGGAAGGGUACCGGAGUCCAUCCCAUUCCGUUGAGGUUCUUGGAAUCUGGAUCGCCUGGGGAUGUCCCGAUCCCUCUCCAGUCUCCCGGGGGUGGCUUUGGGUGUCUUUCGGGCAAAAGGUGUAUCUCUGGAGGCUGCCUUUCGGAUUCCAGGGGUGGUGGCCAAAGGAGGUAUGCUUUGUGGCGGAUAUCCAGCCGCCCUCUCUUUUGUCCACCGACGUAGCUCAACAGAUGUAAGGUUGCUAUCCCAGAUUGCUGGUUUACUGGCAUGAAGGGUAGUGUAUGGCACGGGUUCCAUGCCGCAUCUGCGCUACUUGCAGUGGUGACGUUCUCUUGAGCACAGAGGGAGAUUUCGGGCCCUUUCAUUCCUCCUAGGAACUAUUCCUCCCCGUUCCCCCUUUUUUUAUUUUUUUUUUAUUAUUUUCUUUUCUUCUUUCUUUUUGUUUUUUCUUAAAAACAAAAAGAAAGAAGUAACCUAACCAUGGAGGACCCAAUCCAUAAACCUGCUACCCCCGGGCCCCUUCUUGAUACCGCACCUCAUUCUGACCCUGCCUCGUUUUUUGAUCACUCUUAGGACACUUCUAAUGUCACUGUACCUCUUGCUGGUGCUGUUUCAUCACCUGCUUCAGGUACUGGCAUUUCGACCGACUCCUUCGAUUUGUCUGACCUCCACUCUCCUUUGACUGUGCUUCUGGCCUCUCCCUCUAUGGUGCGGCAAUUUUUGAAUCGCCAGCCCAUCCUACGUCUGACCAACUUCGGUCCCACUCCUAAAUGCCAACGACAAUUGCCUGAUGAUACUUCUUCGCCACCUUGUUCUACUCAGAAAAGACUGACACAUCAUGCACUCCCUUUCCACGCUCAGUUUUGGAAUGCAUAAUGGACUAAAUUCUUCACUUUACGACCGACUUCCUCUAUUGCCUAUCUUUCUGGCCAUAGUAUUGGCAAGGCACUCUUACACCAUGUUGGUCGAGAUAUUUCCUUUUAUGCUCUCAAGAGUGGUACACGCAUCAUCAGUGUCCAGAAUGCUACCCAAGCUCAUGAUCUCUCUCUUCUUUCACAUAUCAAUACUAUUCCUGUCACUAUCGAAAAACAUCAUUCUGCCCCAUACCAUAGUCCAACAGAAUUUCCAGACAUGUGGCGAUGACAUUCUCGAACAGCUGGAACUCCAAGAUCUCCCAGCCCUCAAAGUAGAUACUUAUGUCCUUCCUGCCCACGGGCGGAGAUGAUACCCUUGCAAUGUAGCUCGAUUGACUUUCAACAGCCAUGAACUCCCAUCCUCUGUUUAUGUAAGCAGGACAUCAUUACAAGUUCGAAAGGUCAUCCCUACACUGCAACAGUGUAGAAAUUGCUGGCGAUUUGGUCACCCAGUGAAAUAUUGCGGAUCUAUAGCCGAAUACCCAGUCUGUGGUCCCGAUGACCAUUCUAAUACAUCUUGUAGUCGGCCUCCCUCUUGCCUUAAUUGUCAUGAGGCUCACCCUUCUUGCUCUCGCCGUUGCCAGGUCUACUUAAAUGAGCGGGAAAUCAGGUUUCCCUUAUGCUAUGGGGUCCCAUCUUCUGCAGCCUCCUCUGUGGUUACCCCUUCCAUAGUCACUCCUGUCUCUAAUUCUUUUGCUGCCCUGGGCUCAGAAGUCCCUACCUCAACACCUUGAUCUGUUCUCACUUUUUUGUGUUCUCCCUCACAAGCCCCGGUAUCGACAAGACCUCGUAUGAUACUUCCUCCCAAUUGCCCAUCUACUUCUCAGAAGUCCAAAAAAUCCCCAUUGUUCAAACCUUUAACCCCUCAUUCCCUUUUUCCACCUCCUCAUUUUACCUUUCCAGUCUCUGUACCUGGUUCUUUCCCUCUAACUGGCUCUGUUACAAGUGUGGAGGUUCACCCUCCACCUCGUACUGUGCCUUCCUCCCCUGUCCCCUCCCAAGUUUCUUCCUCUUCUGCCACCUCCCAGGUUUUUGCAUUUUGCAGACAGUAUUCAAAUUCAAAUUCAAAUUCAAAGUUUAUUCUCUAUAAGGAUUACAAUGCUGAGUUUACAGAAUUUGGUUUUUGUGUGGUUUACAUGUAGUAAAAUAAUAAUUACAGAGUGUACCACUAGAAGACCUAGCAUGGCUAGGCAUUUCGGGCAGACUUAGAUUAAAUCUUAAAUUUAAAAUAUUACAAAUUAUGAGGUAAGUAGGUAUUAUGGCUAAGUGACUAAAUACUAGUUUGUGAGUUUAGCAAUGUGAAUGCUUUUGUUUUGGCACAAUACAUAGUUUCAGUAUUGGAGUAUCACAGGCCAACUUUUGACUAGUUAGGAUUCAUUAUUUUAAGAUUGAGAUUGAUAUUUCUGUUUAUGGUCAAAUGGGUGAGUGAGUGUAAGUGUGAACCACCAGGUGGUAUUCGUGUAAUUAGUUGAGGGGUGUAUCAGGGAGAUAAGAUGUUUUCUAAUGGUAGUUUUGAAGGUGAUGAAUGUGUCUGCAGUUCUAGAGUUUUCAGGUGGGGUGUUCCGGAUUUUAGGGCCUUUGACAUACAUUGAAUUUUUGUAAAGGUUUAGUCAGACACAGGGAAUGUCAUAGAGAUGUUUGUGUCUGGUGUUAUGCCUGUGGGUUCUGUCACAACUAUCAAGAAAGCGUUUUAGGUCAAGGUUAAUAUUGAAAUUUAAGGUCCUGUAGAUGUAGAUUGCACAGUAGUAAGUGUGGAUGUACUGAACAGGGAGUAAGUUUAGAUCUAUGAAGAGUGGGGGGGUGUGUUGCCAGGGAUGGGAUUUAGUGAUUAUUCUUACUGCGGCUUUUUGUUGGGUUACUAUUGGCUUUAGGUGUGUUGCUGCAGUUGAACCCCAAGCACAGAUAGCAUAGGUGAGGUAUGGAUAUAUAAGUGAAUGGUAUAGUGUGAGAAGGGCAGUUUGCGGUAUCGUAUCUUGGAGAGGAUCCCAACCGUCUUGGAUACUUUUUUGGUUAUGUGUUGGAUAUGGGUGCUGAAAUUCAGGUUGUUGUUGAGGUAUAGGCCUAGGAAUUUGCCCUCAUUAUGUCUGGCAAUUAGAGUGUUGUCGAUCUUAAUGUUAAUUUGUGCAACUCCUGCUCUGCUACCAAACAUAAUGUAGUAGGUUUUGUCAGUGUAAGUGUAAGCGUAAGUUUAUUGGCUGUCAUCCAAGUCGAUAUUUUGAUCACCUCCUCGUUAACAAUGGUGUUGAGGGUGGCAAGAUUAGGGCGAGAGAUGACAUAAGUCGUGUCGUCAGCAAAGAGAAUGGGGUUCAGGUGUUGAGAUACGUUUGGAAGAUCAUUGAUGUAUAUGAGCAAGAGCAGGGGACCAAGGACACUUCCCUGCGGAACUCCAGUAUCAAGUGGCCGUGUUGUUGAUGCUGUGUCUUUAAUGGUGACAUACUGAUACCUAUUAGUAAGGUAAGAUUUGAAAUAUGCAAGUGCAUGGCCUCUUAUACCAUAAUGGUCAAGUUUGUGGAGUAGGAUGCCGUGGUCUACUGUGUCAAAAGCUUUUCUUAGGUCAGUAAAAAUUCCUAGUGGAUAUUUUUUUGUUUUCCAAUGCUGCGUAAAGCAGAUCUAGCAUUUUUAUGAUUGCAUGGUUAGUGCUUUUAUUUUUCCUGAAUCCAAAUUGGCAGGGGUUGAGUAUGUUUUGUGCCGUUAUAGUCUCCUGUGCACGAGUUUCUCAAAGAUUUUGGAUAGCAAUGGUAAGUUUGAUAUUGACCUAUAGUUGUUUAAAUCUGUAGGGUCACCACCUUUAUGUAUUGGUGUAACCCUUGCCGUCUUGAGUAGUUUCGGGAAGGUGCUAGUUUCUAGUGACUUGUUAAAAAGUAAUGAGAUAGCAUGCGAAAGAACAUGGGCCGCUCGCUUGUACAAUAAUGGUGGGACAUGAGACAGAUUCCCUGAGUUAUUUUUAAGUGACUUUAUAAUCUCGGUGACUUCCGUGGGCUCAGUUGGUGCAAGAUAGAAGGAAUUUGGGAAAUUCCCAUCUAGGUAGUCCCCGGCAUGGGCAUUGGUACGUGGUAUUGUGGGAGAGGAGGCACCAAUGUGAAAAGAGACAGUCUCCCUACGAUCCCCAUUGGGGAGGGGAACCUUUAGUCUGCAUCACUUCACGAUGCAUUACUCUAACGGGGUAAAGAUCAAACCAGCGAGUGGGACAGUCAGUGACUCGUCUAAACUAGCACUUGCAGCUGUUGUUAGUGGCAGACUGCAAGUCAAAUGUAAUGCGAUUUUAUCGCUCAAAGAAGCCUUUGUUGUCGUCUGUUCAGACGACACAGAGGCCGAGAAACUACUUACUACUACUGCUACUACCACUCUACGAGACCAGGGAUUUCAUGUCUUGACUUCCCCAGCUCUGAGGGCCAGGAGAACUGUGUUCCUCAAGUGACUCGACAACCUCAUCACUGCACAGGCCACUGAAGAAAUCAAGUCAUCUAUCGAAGCACAGAACCCUUGGGCCAAGGUGGACUUCAUUACUAAAAUACCCAAUGCUUCAUCCAUGCUGAAGGUCACCUUCAGUGACGUCGUCAACAUGGCAGCCAGAGCUCUCACCGAGGGCCUGGCUAUUCACUACUUUCACAUCAACCCAACCUUCAUUGAAAUAGAGAAAUUCCAACAAAUCUCACAGUGCUAUAAUUGUUACUCACACACACCACAAAAGAUUGCCCUACCAAGGACAAAAAGUUCUGCUGCACCUGCUGCCGUGAAGGUCACGACUUCAAGAAUUGCACUACUGCCUCACCACCCAAAUGCUUGAACUGCAAGAAUGACCACCAUACUCUGGCUGCCAGAUGCCCUACCAGAAGAGACAUACUCAAGAAACAACAACAACAAAAGAAGCCCAACCCACAAAUAACCACAUAUUCUGCUAUCGCCAAGCUUCAAGCAGACACUACCAAGAUACUACAAGCCACACAAGCUGCUCCCACCACUUCCCUACCAGCACCUACUGUCGACUCCACCAAGAUUCUUUAUUGCAUUUUGUAUGCUCAUGUACAGAAUGUAGAUGAGCCUGGUUCCUUCAACACCACCAUCAAUGAACUCUUCAAACUCAACAAUAUGCCUGGUUUUACAUUCCCUGCAUCCCCACCUUCCACUGAGGUCAUAAAAUCCACUGCUAAUGUCUCCAACAACACCAUUGCUACACAGUUACCACAAGCUUCACUCGACAUAGAGAUGGACCAAUCAGAGACCACCGAGACACCGGAAACUCCCACCAAUGAGAGUUCACCACCACCUGCACCCACUGCUAGUGCAACUGACCAAUCAGAAACCUCACCUCCAUCAGUCCAGCCACCAGCCAAGAAAGCGAAAACACAAGACACUGGGAAUGCAUCUCCCUGUGCCACUGCCACUGCUACACCACAAGACGAAGCCCAAGCCUUAGGUGGUGUAUAUGUACUUCUAUACAACAAACCAGUACAAGAGCACAAUGCAGACUUCGGAAUUUAAACAGCGGCUCCACGAUGGAACAGUCAAAUACACCUUCGACCCAAAUACUUCAUACACCACUGAAGCCCUGGACAGAGUACUCACUCCACACUGCCUUGUGGCAAUCGACUACACAUCAAGGAAGAAAUUCAGGACACUCCAGAAUGGGUCCCUUGAAGACGGUACCCUCCUCUAGCAUGACAAUCUACGAACGCUCACCACGAAGAUAAGUUUCCCCAGCACUUUGCGGCCCGCUAAAGCUGGGGUGUGGCUCCAAUCGCCCCUGUAAUUACUGCCUCUGCCCGCCUGCACUUCUGAAGCAAGAAGACACUUCCCUCCUGGGAAGUCAAUGCAAGAUAGAAGAAGACAUCCUCCAACCGGAGGGCCUAAGAAAGAAGAAAGAUGAACGUCACCCUCCACCCGGGGGGCCACCGCCGGGUCACCAUCUGGAGAAGACCCGGGCCGGAAGUACCAGCGAAUGAACAUGAAUGAAUGAACCAGUGUGAAACAAAAUGCUACUUGGUAAGCUGAAAGCGGGGUUCAAUGAUAAGUCUUCGGAGGCUUCUUACUUUGUUUGCAAAGUCAUGGUGGGUACACAGGCUUGUAUGUUUGUGUCCAUGGCCCAGGAGGAAGAGAGGAGUGGACACUUAUUGGCUGAGUGAAAGGUGUCGCCAGAGUGAGAGCAAGUGGGACCAGCAUCCCACUGACCUGGGCAGGCCUAGAGAGGGCAGCACCUGAGUGCCGUGAAAUAUAAACUAAGCUGGCAGACAGCAUAGGCUGUGUAGACAGUACAGGCUGUCUACACUUUUCUGUCCCCUCCCACACUACUUCUCCAGUUCCCUCCACCCUUUCGUCCCCCCUUACUUUGGUACAGUCCAUUACUGUCCCAGUCUUUACUCGCCCUCCUACUUCCAUCUCCAAUAUUGCCUCCCAUACAACGUCUUUGAAUUCUGAAACACUUGAAGCUAUCUCAGAAUAUAUUGCAGAGACUAAACCAUCAAUGGACACUGAUCCACCCCCUGUUCCUUCUCUUUCUUCUCCUCCAUCUGCGCAACUCCUUUCUUCGCAGCGCUCAGUUCCUUCACUUGAACAUUUUCCACUGCUGCCACAUGCGGACUUUUCUAACCCCUCUAGUCCAUAGGUACCCUUACCUGUGGAUUUCUGGUAUCUUUAUCAUUGCCAAUCAUGGCCUAUUUACAGUGGAAUGUCCGUGGCCUCAGGGGUGAGCUUCAGAUGUUGCUCUCUCGGUUUUUCCCUGUUGGUGUUUGCUUACAAGAACCAAAAUUACACUCCGCUGUUAUCUUUCCUAUCUCAGGCUAUAAUUUAUUGUAUUCUUCAGAUUCUUUUUCUGAUGGGACCUUUAUGAAAGUGCCCUUCUUCUACGCACUGAUAUUCCGUACCAUCAGCUAUUUGUUCAUUCUUUGCUGCAUUACACUGCAUCCCGUAUCCACUUGCAUAAGUGGUAUACAAUCUGUUCUUUGUAUCUCUCUCUUUCUCGGGCAUUAUCUAUCCCGGAUGUUGCCUUUCUUGUCUCGUCCUUACCACCACCACUUCUAUUACUUGGAGAUUUUAAUGCUCAUCAUUUCCUCUGAGGGGGCCUCACUGUGAUUCCCAUGGCAUUCAGUUGGAGGCAUUUCUCGCUUCUCACCCCCUCCAUGUUUUAAAUACGGGUACUUCCACCCAUUUUGAUCCUCGUACUCGUACUCUCUCUUGCAUCGAUCUCUCGGUCUGCUCUUCCUCCACUGCACUAGACUUCACCUGGUCUUUUCUCCCGGACUUACAUGACAGCGAUCAUUUUUCAAUCAUUCUUACUUCUCCUUCAUAUUCACCACCUCUUCAUAGCCCACACUGGCAGUUUGAUCAAUCAAAUUGGGACCUUUACUCACAACUAACUGCUUUUAGUGAGGCUCCUUCUUUGUCCUCCAUUGAUGAGCUUUUACACCUCUUGACCUCAGUUUUAACCACAGCUUCUCAUUCUAUACCCCAAACCUCUGGCAGGCAUUCUCAGAAGUGCAUGCCUUGGUGAUCUGCCAGUUGUGCUUGGGCAGUACGUUUGAAACUCGCUGCGUGGGGCAGGUACCAGUACAAUAGAACCACAGAGAGACUUCUUGAUUUUAAGCAGAAGCGUGCGGUCGCUCGCCGUGUCAUUCAUGACGCUAAACGCACUUGCUGGCGAGAUUGUUUCCACCAUCACCUAUGGACAGAUAUGUUGUGCGACAGAGGUCCAGUGACUCUCGAGCUGGUCCUAGUGGCAUUAAAAGAAGAAGGGAAGUAACCCCGGAAAAGGACUUGCUCCCGCAAGUCCUAAUGGAAGGGGAUUUCCCUUCUAAACAAUAACAACUUCCACACACACUCCUCCUCCCAUCCCAUCAAUCAUCACCAGAUCGUCAAUAAAGGUAAGUGUCAUGUAUUCUAUUCUUAGUAGAGUAGUAUUAACUGUGCAUGUCUUCUUCAGUUUGUGUGUAUUAAAAUUAAUGUUUCAUGUGGUAAAAUUUUUUUUUUCAGACUUUUGGGUGUCUUGCAUGGAUUAAUUUGAUUUCCAUUAUUUCUCAUGGGGAAAAUUAAUUCGCCUUACGAUAAUCUCGGCUCACGAUGAGCUCUCAGGAACGGAUUAAUAUUGUAAGGCAGGGGUCUACUGUAUGCUCUCCCCGGACGUUGUCCAAGCUGAAGGUGUCCCCCAGGGAUGUGUUCUGAGCACAACACUUUUUUCUCCUUGCUAUAAAUGAUUUGGCCUCUUCUUCCGUCCAAUAUUUGGUCAUCGCUCUGUGUUGAUGACUUCGCUAUAGCUUGUGCAGGCACUGACUGUCACCUCAUUGCAGUUUCUCUCCAGCAUGCGGUCAGCCGUGUUUCCAAUUGGGCCACCAUGCAUGGGUUUAAAUUUUUUCACAAUACGUUCUGUCAUCUCUGAUCAUUCUGUUGUACCUCUAUAGCUCACGUAUCACUGAACGUGAUAUGGUCAGGUUUCUAGGCCUGCUCUUUGACCGUAGGUUAUCCUGGAAACCUCACAUUACCUCUUUGAAGGCAACUUGUCACAGCCGGCUGAACCUUCUUAAAACCCUUGCUCAUCUUUCAUGGGGAACUGAUCAUCGAACUCUCCUUCGCCUACAUUCAGCCCUCAUUUUAUCGAAACUCAAUUAUGGUGACCAGAUCUAUUCGGCGGCCUCUCCAGCUACUCUCUCUAGCCUUAAUCCCAUCCAUCACCAGGGAUUACGUUUAUACCUUGGUGCUUUUAGCUCUUCACCUAUUGAGAGUCUCUAUGCAGAAGCGAAUAUUCCAUCCUUGUCCGAUCGCCGUGUUGCCCAUUGCCUUUGCUACUAUGUUCGCUCUCGUGAUCUCCACAAUCCUUCUAUAUGUAGAAUAGUCCCUGAUGUUAGUAGACAUUCUUUAUUUGUUCGUCGCCCCUGUUUGCUCCAUCCCUUUUCUCUUCGCCUACAUUCACUCUUGUCUUCCCUUCAGUUACCACCUUUCUAUGUUCAUGUAGCAUCUCACUUUUCCCUACCCCCUCUGGGAAGUUUCAGCUGUUCGUGUCUGUUCUUUCUCACUCUCUUGCGCGAAAGCCCAACUGCCUAGCAUUUUUACUGCUGAAUUGUAUGCCAUUCUUGCAGCACUUAUCCGUAUUGCAUCUAUGCCUCUGUUGUCAUUUGUGGUUGUUUCAGACUCCCUUAGUGCUUUACAGGCUAUACGGAAAUUUGAUGCACUUCACCCCCUAGUUCUCCGUAUCCAACUUUGGUUACACCGUAUCUCUACCAAGCAUAAAGAUACGUACUGUUUUUUGUUGGGUCCCUGGUCAUGUUGACGUACAGGGCAAUGAGCAGGCAGACACUGCUGCACGGUCAGCAGUACAUGACCUUCCAGUUUCAUAUAGCGGUGUUCCAUUCACGGACUAUUUUGCUGUAAUUACUACCCACCUUCACACCCAUUGGCAACAACGUUGUUCUGAUCUGCUCAGUAGCAAACUUCAUUCUAUUAAAUUGAGUAUAAGUAUACUCUCCCGUCUUUGCAUUGGCCACACUCGUCUUAUUCACGGGUAUCUCGUGGAGAGGCGCCCUGUUCCUCUCUGUAAGAAUUGUCAGGUUCCAGUAUCGGUUAGCCAUAUUCUGUUACUGCCCACUCUAUCAGUGAGCAUGCAGAAUUUACCUCCAAUGUCAUCUCUGCUCUGCUGCUCUCUCUUUACCUUCUCUUCUUGCUGAUGGACCCUCCUUUAAUCUGGACUCUCUUGUUGACUUUUUGACAACUGAUUUACUCCACAAACUCUGAUGAUACCUUUAGCACUCCCCUUAGCCCUUUCUACCCCAGUCUCUUGCUACCCUCUACCCCUGCACUAUCCACUGCCCCGCUGUGCUCCGUAACCUACUAAUCAUCCCUCUCCCUUUUGUCACCUGAUACCCUCGCUUCCUUCCCUGCCCUGCAGCACUGUAUAGCCUUUGUGGUUUAGCGCUUCUUUUUUAUUAUAAUAAUAAUAAUAAUGGUCUCUUCAAGGAUGUUGCACCGGGGCUGGUGAAAUGCUCUGGAUUCUAGGAGUUGAAGCUAUUCUUCCCUUGGAUUAAAUGCGAUUCCCUUCCAUUUCCCAGGUUCUGUAUGACUCCUACAGGUUGAGAAUUUCCCCUAUGAUUAUAAAAAUACUCUGUGGUGUGUCUGCACUGUACUUAAUAUUGCAAUCAGCACACUCAUUACUAGAAGCAAACUUUUUAUCAUAUUUAAAUAUGUUGAAUAUUAAAGUGAGUCAAGCAGAUGCCUAGUCUGCAUGAAUAUAUAAUUGUUACAUUCAUCAAGGGGUAAUUAUGAACUACAGUAUAAAUGUAUGUAAUCCAGGAAUUUAUUACUGAUAAAAUUUAUUUGAAUAUAUAUAUUUCAAUGUUAAAUGCAUUUUAUUUUGCAAAUGUAUAAUUUUGUCCAGAAAAGUUAAUGAAGUAAAUUGUAUUUACAGAAGUAAUUGCUGUAUGACCCUUUCAUAUUUAGUGCUUGCCUUUAUCAUUUUAAUAAUAAUGGUUAUAAUCUGCAUAGUUUUACAUUAAUUUUAAGACUGUAAAGUGUUGUUCUGAAUUUCAUUUUCGGUAUGUUUGCCUAAUCCAUGUGAUCAACAGUUGUGUUAUAUUAAAAAUACUCUUCUCGCCUAGCCACAGUACUCACUCUUGUAGAGAAAUUUAGACAAUACCGUAAGACUUUGCAGACUGAAUACUUUUUCAUAAAUUUCUAGAUGCUUGAGAAAUAUCUACUAUUAUGGAGUGUCAAAUUUUAUUUUUUUCAUUUUUUUUUUUUUUUUUUUUUUUUUUUUUUUUUUUUUUUUUUGUUAUGAAAAUAUGACUAGUAAUUUUUGGUUAAUUUCUCUGAAAAGUCCUAAUGAUUUUGUUCAGUUCCUUAUAAAUGUCUUCUUUUUAACAUCAUAUUGUUUCUCUAUUCACCUGGAAAAAGUCAGCAAAGUGAGGAACCAUGCACAGUCCACAGCUUCAUGUCCACCCAUGGCCACCAAAGACAGAGUUUCAAGUGAAUGUAUGGUAUUUUCUUCAAGAGGAAGAAAUCUCCACAAAACCAGCUAUAGAAUUUUUUUUUUUUUUUUUUAAUUUACUCAAUUGCUUUACUGGAUUUUGUAAAUUUAGCUUGGAUAAAAUUCAGUACUAAAACCUGCCAUGGAGUCAUUUAAAAAAUACACUUAAUGAAUUUACGUAGAUUUCUAUGUAUCUGUUCUUUUAUUUAUUUCAGUUAAUGGCCAACUUAAAGCUUUUAUUUUUAGUAAGCUGUAUGGGAAAAGGGGUUACUAGCCCAUUGCUCCUGACAUUUUAAUUGACUUUUACAACACACAUGGCUUAUGAAGGAAAAAUUCUUAUUCCACUUCCUCAUGGAUAUGAAAGGAAAAUAAUAAGAACAAGAACUAUUAAGAAAAAACAAAGAAAACUCAGGUGAUUGUGUAUACAUAAAUGUGUACAUUCAUGUGUAGUGUGACCUAAUUGUAAAUAAAAAUAGCAAAUUUUUUUCUUUUUAAAUUAAUGGCAUUAGAAUCACAAAAUAAACAAAGCAAAGGUCAGUGAUGGUUCAGUACUUGCAUGUGAGCCAAGGGGAGCUGUCAGAGGCCUGUUUCACAAUGAUUUAUUUAUUGCAUUUCACUGAGAGUUUACUAGCAUUCUAAUGAGUAUAUUGUAGGAAAACAUUUUAUGUUUUAUAAAAAUUCACAUUCAGUAGUUUUUAUGUUGUAGAACAACUUCCAGCAAGCGUGCGUGAGCGUGUUAAAAAUGAAUGGAGAUGAAUGGUUUUUGGGACCUGACGAGCUGUUGGAGUGUGAACAGGGUAAUAUUUUGUGAAGGGAUUCAGGGAAACUGGUUAGCCAGACUUGAGUCCUGGAAAUGGGAAGUACAAUGCCUGCACUUCAAUUAUCUAAGGAGGGGUUUGAGAUAUUGGCUGUUUGGAGGGAUGUCUAAGCUGUCGUACCUGAGCGCCUUUGUAAAGACAGUGCUUAUGUGUGAGUGAUGGUAAAAGUGUUAAUAAGUAAGUAAGUAAGUUUAUUCAGGUAUACACAAAUACAGUUACAUAGAAUUAUCAUACAUAGCAGCAUAUGUGUAGAGAACCUAGGAUAACCCAAAAAAGUCAGACAGAGUGACUUAUUUCCAUUGGGGUCCUUUACUUAUUUCCAUUGGGGUCCUUGAAUGAUGAUGUUGAAUGUUGAAUGAUGAAAGUUUUUUCUUUCUUUUUGGGCUUUUCUUUGUUUUUGGGUCACCCUGCCUAGGUGGGAAACAGCCGACGUGUUAAAAAAAAAAAAAAUUUUGUUAUGGAUUUGUUUUAAUGUUUAUUAGUUAAAAAACUUUUUUCAUGCAUUAAUGCCAUUUUCUAUGCACCAAAUAUGGUCAGAUAUGCUUGCAUUUGUGAAUAAAAUGUAAAAUGUUUUUCCAUAUGCUCACUCCUCAUUCAGUGUUAUUUUUUACACUAUUUCUUAUCUUUGUGGCUUUAUUUUGUAUCCUUUGGUCACGGACAAUUUUGUCCUUAUGUUGACUUUAUCAAAUUAAAGUUUUUAUUGUGUUCUGUUUUCCUCUCAGAAAUCUGCAGUUUUAUAACCUGCUGCCACUGGUAUGGUGCACAUGCUUCAGAUGUUUGUGAUAGUACCAGGGCUUUUUAGAUGGACUACACUACAUAUACAUAUACAGUAUAGGUAAAUAAACUUUUAACGAAAGUUACAUAAAUUAUAGCUCAGUAUUAGAGUUUGCAGUAUUGGAAAAAGUUUACAGUAAUGAAAUCAUUCAUAUACAAUAGGGUCUUAGGCCUAAUUUAAUCAAAUAUUAUAAUUUUUACUGUAUACUAUCUGUAUGCUGUAUAUAAUUUUUUUUUUUAAACUGACAUUUUUCCCGCCAUGGUCAGGUUGCCGAAAGAAAAUUUACUGGCCAUCACUUGUUCUCUAUGUGCCUAAACUUUGGCUUUGCUCUUUAGCACACCGGCCUACAUUUCACACUUAAUUUUCAUCUGAAAUCAGCACCCUUCCACCAUGUAGCAUUGAAAGAUCCACAUGGGUCUUCUUGAGGUAAAUGUUCAGAAGGAUACAGAUUUCCAUCUCAUGCUGGGUAACGUUGGUCAUUGAGACUACCUGCUUUACAUAGGCCUGGCGCUGUGCACAUGUAGUCGCCUAAACACUGUUCACAUACUUCAAUGCAUAAUUAUCUGACCUGGUACCUAGGCAUAAUAUCCCCUGCACUGUGUGUGGCACUUGUGUUAGGGAGGUGAAGAGGUGUAAACUAAACUCAGUUACAGAAUGCUUUCAUUUUAAAUGAAUUUUUGCAUGAUUUUGAAAUUAAUCUCCUCUUCAAGGGGGGCUCCUUGGCGUGGUGAAGAGGCUCUUGGUCUGAGGAAUUAGACCUGUCGGUCUCCUUCCUCAGACAAAACCUAAUUACCCCCCAAUCCCCCCUUCCCUAUCCCAUCCUCCCCAUCCUCCCCUUUUCCCUUUCCUCCUCCCCCUCCCCACCCCUCCCUUUUGCCCUUCCUCUUUUUGGCCUUUGGGAUUUUUCCCACAGGCGCACUAGUUCCUAGGUAGGGGAAAGGGUACCGGGGUCCAUCCCAUUCCGUUGAGGUUCUUGGCGGUGGCGUAGUUUGCCGUGGAAUCUGGAUCGCCUGGGGAUGUCCCGAUCCCUCUCCAGUAUCCCGGAGAGUGGCUUUGGGUGUCUUUCGGGCGAUGGAUGUAUCUCUGGAAGCCACCUUUCGGAUUCUGGGGGUGGUGGCCGAAGGAGGUAUGCUUUGUGGCAGAUAUCCGGCCGCCCUCUCUUUUGUCCACCGAGGUAACUCGGCAGAUGUGAGGUUGUUAUCCCGGAUUGCUGGUUUACUGGCAUGAUGGGUAGGGUAUGGCACGGGUUCCAUGCUGCAUCUAUGCUACUUGCGGUGCUGAGGUCCUCUUGGGCGCGGAGAUAGAUUUCUGGCCCUUUCAUUCCUCCUAGGAACUAUCCCUCCCCGGUCCCCCCCUUUUUUUUUAUUCUUUGUUUAUUUUUAUUUUCUUUUCUUUCUUUUUUUUUCUUAAAAACAAAAAGAAAGAAGUAACCUAACCAUGGAGAACCCAAUCCAUGAACCUGGUACCCCCGGGCCCCUUCUUGAUACCGCACCCUGUUCUGACCCCGCCUCGUCUUUGGACCACUCUUCGGACACUCCUCAUGCCUCUGUACCUCUUGCCGGUGCUGUUUCCUCACCCGCUUGAGGUACUGAGCUCUCGACUGACUCCUUUGAUUUAUCUGACCUCCACUCUCCUUUGACUAUGCUUCUGGCCUCUCCCUCUACGGUGCGGCAAUUUUCGAAUCGCCAGCCCAUUCCACGUCCGACCAACUCUGGUUCCCUGCCUAAACGCCAACGACAAUUACCUGCUGAUGAUACUUCUCCACCUUCUCGUUCUUCUCAGAAAAGAUCGACACGUACUGCACUCCCUUUCCACGCUCAGUUUCAGACUGCACAAUAGAUUAAAUUCUUCACUUUACGACCGACUUCCUCUACCGCCUAUCUUUCCGACCACAGUGUUGGCAAGGCACUCCUAUGCCAUGUUGGUAAAGAUAUUUCUUUUCAUGCUCUUAAGAGCGGUACGCGCGGUGGUCUGGUGGUGGCCCGGUGGUCUGGUGGCUAAAGCUCCCGCUUCACACACGGAGGGCCCGGGUUCGAUUCCCGGCGGGUGGAAAUUCCGACACGUUUCCUUACACCUGUUGUCCUGUUCACCUAGCAGCAAAUAGGUACCUGGGUGUUAGUCGACUGGUGUGGGUCGCAUCCUGGGGGACAAGAUUAAGGACCCCAAUGGAAAUAAGUUAGACAGUCCUCGAUGACGCACUGACUUUCUUGGGUUAUCCUGGGUGGCUAACCCUCCGGGGUUAAAAAUCCGAACAAAAUCUUAUCUCUAUCUUAUCAUCACGGUACAGAAUGCUACCCAAGCUCAUGAUCUUUCUCUUCUUUCCCAUAUAGAUACUGUUCCUGUCACUAUUGAAAAACAUCAUUCCCUCAAUUCUUGUAGUGGUACCGUCAUUCUGCCCCAUCCCAUAGUUCAACAAAAUUUCCAGACAUGUGGCAAUGACAUUCUUGAACAGCUGGAACUCCAAGAUCUCCCAAUCCUCAAGGUAGACACUUAUGUUCUUUCUGCCCGCGGGCGGAGACGAUACCCUAGCAAUGUGGCUCGUUUAACUUUUGACAGCUGUGAACUCCCAUCCUCAGUUUAUGUAGCAGGACAUUGGUUACAAGUUCGAAAGGUGAUCCCUACACCGCAACAGUGUAGAAAUUGCUGGCAAUUUGGCCAUCCAGCGAAAUAUUGCAGAUCCAUAGCCAAAUGCCCGGUCUGUGGUGCCGAUGACCAUUCUAAUACGUCUUACAAUCGACUUCCCUCUUGCCUUAAUUGUCAUGAGGCUCACCCUUCGUACUCUCGCCGUUGCCAAGUCUACUUAAAUGAGCGGGAAAUCUGUUACCUCAAAGAGGCAGAAGGUCUCCCUUAUGCCAUGGCAGUUUCUCAUCUCCGCCUCCAAGGGAGACUACCUCGUGUUUCUUAUUCCCGUGUUUCAAAACGUCCCCCCACUUCUGGGGUCCCAUCUUCUGCAACCUCCUCUGUGGUUACCUCUCCCAUAGUCACUCCUGUAUGUAAUUCUUUUGCUGUCCUAGGCUCAGACAUCCCUACUUAACGCCUCGGUCUGUUCUCGUUUCUUUGAGUUCUCCCUCACAAGCCUCAGUAUCGACGAGACCUCGUACGACACUUCCUCCCAAUCAUCCCUCUACUUCUCAGAAGUCAAAAAAAAGGUCCUUUAACUCCUCCUUCCCUUCUUCCACCUCCUCAUUUUACCUUCCCUGUCUCUGUACCGGGUUCUUCCCCUCUCACUGGCUCUGUUACAAGUGUAGAGGUUCACCCUCCUCCUUGUACUAUAUCUACCUCCCCUGUUCCCUCCCAGGUUUCUGCCUCUUCUGUCCAGUUCCACGCUUCUUCUCCAGUUCCCUCCACCCUUUCGCCCCCCCCCCUACCUUGGUACAGUCCAUUACAGUUCCAAUCUUUACUCAUCCUCCCCCUACCAUCUCCAAUAUUGUCUCCCGUGAUGUCUCUGAAUUCCGAAACACUUGAAGCAAUCUCUGAAUAUAUUGCAGAGACCAAACCAUCAAUGGACACUGAUCCACCCUCUGUUCCUUCUCUCUCCUCUCCUCCAUCUGCGCAACUCCUUUCUUCACAGCGCACCGUUCCUUCGCUGCUUGAACGUUUUCCGCUGCCUCCGCAUGUGGACUUUUCUAACCCCUCUAGUCCAUAGGAACCCUUACCUGUGGAUUUCAAGUAUCUUUAUCAUUGCCAAUCAUGGCCUAUUUACAGUGGAAUGUACGCGGCCUCAGGGGUAAUCGGGGUGAGCUUCAGGUGUUACUCUCCCAGUUUUCCCCUGUUGGUGUUUGCUUACAGGAACCAAAAUUACACUCUGCUGUUAUCUCUCCCAUCUCAGGCUAUAAUUUAUUGUAUUCUUCAGAUCCUUUUCCUGAUGGGACCUUUAAUGAAAGUGCCCUUCUUCUACGCACUGAUAUUCCGUACCAUCAGCUAUUUGUUCGUACUUCGCUGCAUUACACAGCAGCCCGUAUCCACUUGCAUAGGUGGUAUACGCUUUGUUCUUUAUAUCUCUCUCCUUCUUGGGCAUUAUCUAUUUAUCUUGUUUUGUCAUUACCACCACCGAUUCUGUUACUUGGCGAUUUUAAUGCCCAUCAUUUCCUCUGGGGGGGGGGUCUCACUGUGAUUCCCGUGGCAUUCAGUUAGAGGCUUUUCUUACCACCCACCCCCUCCAUGUUUUAAAUACAGGUACUCACACCCAUUUUGAUCCUUGGACUCACACUCUCUCUUGCAUCGAUCUCUCAGUCUGCUCUUCCUCCGCCGCAUUAGACUUCACUUGGUCUGUUCUCCCGGAUUUACAUGACAGCGAUCAUUUCCCAAUCAUUCUUACUUCCCCUUCAUAUUCACCACCUCUUCGUAUCCCAUGCUGGCAAUUUGAUCAGGCAAAUUGGAACCUUUACUCACAACUAACUGUUUUUAGUGAGGUUCCUUCUUCGUCCUUCAUUGAUGAGUUUUUACACCUCUUCUCGCCCUCCGUUUUAACAGCAGCUUCUCAUUCUAUACCCCAAACUUCGGGCAGGCAUUCUCAGAAAUGCAUGCCUUGGUGGUCUACUGCUUGUGCUCGUGCAGUAUGUUUGAAACGCGCUGCAUGGGGCAGGUACCAGUACAAUAGAACCACGGAGACACUUCUUGGUUUUAAGCAGAAGCAUUGCGAUCGCUCGCCGUGUCAUCCGUGAUACUAAACGCACUUGCUGGCGAGAUUGUGUCUCCACCAUCACCUCUACUUCCUCUAUGAGUGCAGUCUGGAAAAAAGUACGAAAACUGAGUGGUAAAUAUUCUCCUGACCCGGCUCCUGUUCUGCGGGUUGCCGGUGUUGAUAUAGCAAACCCACUAGAUGUUGGCAAUGAAAUUGGCAAUCAUCUGGUCCGUAUUUCUCAGGGGCUCCAUCUAUGCCCCUCGUUUCUUUCCUCAAAGUCUGCCAGAGAGUUAGCACCCUUGGACUUUUCUUCUCUCAGAGAAGAACAGUAUAACGUGCCUUUUACACUUCAAGAACUGGAGGCAACACUCUCAGCUUGCCGAUCAUCGGCAGCUGGGCCCGACGACAUUCAUAUUCGUAUGCUACAACAUUUACAUCAGUCAGCCCUUGCAGUCCUAUUACGCCUUUUCAAUCUCAUUUGGUCACAAGGAGUUCUUCCACAGCGUGGAAAUCUGCCAUUGUUCUCCCUUUCUGCAAACCAGGCACUACGGGACAUGAAGCCUCCCACUAUCGUCCCAUUGCUCUUACCAGUGCAGUUUGCAAAAUGAUGGAACGCCUGGUAAAUAGACGUUUAGUGUGGUAUUUAGAGACACACAACAGUCUCUCCACUCGUCAAUAUGGCUUUCGUAAGGGACGUUCUACCAUAGACCCCUUACUACGCUUGGAUACGUAUGUUCGUAAUGCCUUUGCGAAUAACCACUCAGUUAUUGCCAUAUUUUUUGACCUUGAGAAGGCAUAUGACACAACUUGGAGGUAUAAUAUUUUGGCCCAAGCCCACUCCUUAGGCCUCCGAGGCAAUCUACCAUCCUUCCUUAAGAACUUUUUAACUGAUAGACAUUUCCGUGUUCGGGUUAAUAAUGUGCUCUCCCCGGACUUUAUCCAAGCUGAAGGUGUCCCCCGGGGAUGUGUUCUGAGCACAACACUUUUUCUCCUUGCUAUUAAUGAUUUGGCCUCUAGUCUUCCAUCAAAUAUUUGGUCAUCACUCUAUGUUGAUGACUUCGCUAUUGCCUGUGCAGGCGCUGACUGUCACCUCAUUACAGUUUGUCUCCAGCAUGCAGUCGACCGUGUUUCCAAUUGGGCCACCACACAUGGGUUUAAAUUUUCCAGCACUAAAACCCACCAAAUUACUUUCACUAGACGCUCUGUUAUCUCCGAUCAUCCUUUGUACCUCUAUGGCUCCCGUAUCCCUGAACGUGAUACAGUCAAGUUUCUGGGCCUCCUCUUUGACCGUAGGUUAUCCUGGAAACCUCACAUUACCUCUCUGAAGGCAACUUGUCACAGCCGGCUGAACCUUCUUAAAACCCUUGCUCAUCUUUCAUGGGCAGCUGAUCGUCGAACCCUCCUUCGCCUACAUUCCACCCUCAUUUUAUCGAAACUUGAUUAUGGUGACCAGAUCUAUUCAGCGGCAUCUCCUGCUACUCUCUCUAGCCUUAAUCCCAUUCAUCACCAAGGAUUACGUUUAUGCCUUGGUGCUUUUCGCUCUUCCCCUGUUGAGAGCCUCUAUGCAGAAGCGAACGUUCCAUCCUUAUCUGAUCGCCGUGAUGCCCAUUGCCUUCGCUACUAUGUACGCUCUCAUGAUCUCCGCAAUCCUUCCAUUUAUAGAAUGGUCACUGAUAUUAGUAGACAUUCUUUAUUUGUUCGCUGCCCCUGUUUACUCCGUCCCUUCUCUCUUCCCCUUUAUUCGCUCUUGUCUUCUCUUCAAUUACCACCUUUCUAUGUUCAUGUAGAAUCUCACUUUUCCCUACCCCCCUGGGAAGUUCCAGCUGCUCGAGUCUGUUCUUUCUCUCUCCCUUGCUCGAAAGCCCAACUGCCUAUGGUCGCUUCCUGCUCUCUUUUUCUUGACCACUUCCACUCUCAUUCUCAUGCCAUUGCUGUGUACACAGAUGGCUCUAAGUCUUCUGACGGCGUAGGAUUCGCAGGUCAGCAGUACAUGAUCUACCAGUUUCAUGUGGAGGUAUUCCAUUUACGGACUAUUUUGCUGCAAUAUCUUCACACCUUCACACCCGUUGGCAACAACGUUGAUCUACUAUGCUCGGUAACAAACUUCACUCUAUUAAACCGAGUAUAAGCUACUGGCCGUCGUCUUAUCACCAGUGUCGAGGUUGGGAGACUACUCUCUCCCGUCUUCGCAUUGGCCAUACUCGUCUUACUCAUGGAUAUCUCAUGGAGAGGCACCCUGCUCCUCUCUGUGAGAAUUGCCAAGCUCCAUUAUCAGUCAGCCACAUUCUUUUGGACUGCCCACUUUAUCAACGAGCACGCAGAAUUUACCUCUGUCGUCGUCUUCGCUCCGUUGCUCUCUCUUUACCUUCCCUUCUUGCUGAUGGACCCACCUUUCAUCCGGACUCUCUCAUUGACUUUUUGACAACAACUGACUUACUUCACAAAUUCUGAUACCUUCAGCCCUUUCUACCUCAAUCUCUUGCUACCCUCUACCAAACAUAAAGAUAUUGUUUUUUGUUCAGUCCCUGGUCAUGUCGACGUACAGGGCAAUGAACAGGCAGACACUGCUGCACAGUCAGCAGUACAUGACCUACCAAUUUCCUAUUGAGGUGUUCCAUUUCUGGACUAUUUUGCUGCAAUAGCUACCCACCUUCGCACCUGUUGGCAACAACGUUGGUCAACUCUGCUCAGUAACAAACUUCAUUCUAUUAAACCGAGCAUAGGUUACUGGCCGUCUUCUUGUCAUCAGUGCCGAGGUUGGGAGACCACUCUCUCCUGCCUUCGCAUUGGUCACACUCGUCUUACUCAUGGGUAUCUCAUGGAGAGGCACCCUGUUCCUCUCUGUGAGCAGUGUCAAGUUCCAGUAUCGAUUAGCCACAUUCUGUUAGACUGCCCUCUCUAUCAACGAGCACGCAGAAUUUACCUCCAACGUCGUCUUCAUUCUACUACUCUCUCUUUACCUUCCCUUCUUGCUGAUGGACCCUCCUUUAAUCCUGACACUCUCAUUGACUUCUUGACAACGACUGAUUUACUCCACAAACUCUGAUGAUACUUUUCGCACUCCCCUCAGCCCUUUCUAGUUCAGUCUCUUGCUGCCCUUUACCCUUUCACCAUCCACUGCCCCGCUGUUAUCCGUAACCUAUUACUCAUCCAUCUCCCUUUUGCCACCUGAUGCCCUCGCUUCCUUCCUGCCCUGCAGUGCUGUAUAGUCCUUGUGGCUUAGCGCUUCUUUUUGAUUAUAAUAAUAAUCUUGCUACCCUCUACCCCCGCACUAUCCCCUGCCCCGCUGUUUUCUGUAACCUACUGAUCAUCCCUCCUCCCUUCUGCUGCCCAAUACCCUCGCUUCCUUCCCUAUCCUGCAGCGCUGUAUAGCCCUUGUGGCUUAGCGCUUCUUUUUGAUUAUAAUAAUAAUAAUUGAAAUUAAUCAAUUUUCCCUUUAAUUUUUGUUAUAAAAUAUUCAAAGGAAAAGGAUUCCAGAAGAGCAUGGGGCAUACAGUGGAUCAUUUUAUGUUCAUUACCUCUGCACAAGUGUCCAAACCUAGAAAUUUUAUUCUGUAUCUGUAACUACUAAAUAAAUUGUACAUUAUGACUUUGUCUUAUGUUAAUUUUUUUAACACACACGCCGUGUCCCACCAAGGUAAGGUGACCCAUAAAAGAAGAAAUACUUUCACCAUCACUCACUCCAUCACUGUCUUUCCAGAGGCAUUUUGAUACUACAGUCCAAAACUGCAAAUAUCCCCACCCCCUCCUUCAGAGUGCAGGCAUUGUACUUCCAAUCUCCAGGACUCAAGUUUGGCUAACCGGUUUUCCUGCAUCCCUUCGUAAUUGUUACCUUGCUCCCACUUCAACAGCAUGUCAGGUCAUAGAAACUACUUGCCUCCACUCCUAUCUAACACACUCGUACAUGCUUGCAUGUAUGAGCCCCUUGUAUUCAAAACCUCCGUUACUUCCUUCCUCCAUCCUUUCCUAGAAUGGCCUAUACCCAGCCUUCCCUCCACUACAGAUUAAUAUGCCCUCCAAUCAUCCUAUUUUGUUCCACUUCAACAACCCCUCCCCAACCCUCUGGAUAAUACUUUUAGUAACCUUGCACUUUCUAAUCUCCAAGCUACAAAUUCUCUGCAUAAUAUUCACAUCACACAUUGUCCUCAAAACAUGACACAAUGCUGUAUGACCCUGGUGGUUUAGUGCUUAGUUUUGAUUAUAAUAAUCAAAACAUGACAUCUCCACUGCCUCCAGCAUCCUUACUGCAGCAUUCAUAACCUAUGCUUUACACCCAUAUAAGAGCAUUGGUACCACAAUACAGGAGGGCCCCUAUAGGUUCCAGGCUACAAUUGUAAAGUGAAAAAUCACUGUAAAGUGAAUUAUAACCUUUUUUCACUUUCAAAUGCAUAUAAAUGCGAGGGUCUUGGCAAGAGACGUGGAGUUAAAAGAUAAAGAAUCACACAUAAAGUGGGAGUUGUCACAGUUGCUCUUUGCUGAUGACACUGUGCUCUUGGGAGAUUCUGAAGAGAAGUUGCAGAGGUUGGUGGAUGAAUUUGGUAGGGUAUGCAAAAGAAGAAAAUUAAGAGUGAAUACAGGAAAGAGUAAGGUUAUGAGGAUAAAAAGAUUAGGUGAUGAAAGAUUGGAUAUCAAAUUGGAGGGAGAGAGUAUGGAGGAGUUGAAUGUAUUCAGAUAUUUGGGAGUGGACGUGUCAGUGGAUGGGUCUAUGAAAGAUGAGGUGAAUCAUAGAAUUGAUGAGGGGAAAAGGGUGAGCGGUGCACUUAGGAGUCUGUGGAGACAAAGAACUUUGUUCUUGGAGGCAAAGAGGGGAAUGUAUGAGAGUAUAGUUUUACCAACGCUCUUAUAUGGGUGUGAAGCAUGGGUGAUGAAUGUUGCAGUGAGGAAAAGGCUGGAGGCAGUGGAGAUGUCAUGUAUGAGGGCAAUGUGUGAUGUGAAUAUAAUGCAGAGAAUUCAUAGUUUGGAAGUUAGGAGGAGGUGCGGGAUUACCAAAACUGUUGUCCAGAGGGCUGAGGAAGGGUUGUUGAGGUGGUUCGGACAUGUAGAGAGAAUGGAGCGAAACAGAAUGAUUUUAAGAGUGUAUCAGUCUGUAGUGGAAGGAAGGCGGGGUAGGGGUCGGCCUAGGAAAGGUUGGAGGGAGGGAGUAAAGGAGGUUUUGUGUGCAAGGGGCUUGGACUUCCAGCAGGCAUGCGUAAGCGUGUUUGAUAGGAGUGAAUGGAGACAAAUGGUUUUUAAUACUUGACGUGCUGUUGGAGUGUGAGCAAAGUAACAUUUAUGAAGGGAUUCAGGGAAACCGGCAGGCCGGACUUGAGUCCUGGAGAUGGGAAGUACAGUGCCUGCACUCUGAAGGAGGGGUGUUAAUGUUGCAGUUUAAAAACUGUAGUGUAAAGCAACCUUCUGGCAAGACAGUGAUGGAGUGAAUGAUGGUGAAAGUUUUUCUUUUUCGGGCCACCCUGCCUUGGUGGGAAUCGGCCAGUGUUAAUAAAAAUAAAAAAAAUAAAAGCCUGAUAACAUGUUUACACUAUCAUAUAGUGAGUGAGUAAUAUAGCUAGGCCUAAAAAAAAUGCAUACACAUUACACACAUUACUUUAAAAUAUUUUCAUCCUUAGCUUAUAGUGAGUGGUGAAUAUAGUUAUUGUAAGAAGUCUGAAUAAAUGGAGAAUGGGUGUGAUUGAAAACCACUCUAUUAGCAAAAUGUUGUAAAGCAAAGCUCUGUAAAGUGGGGCCUGCCUGUACUCUCAAACAUUUUCCUUUUUACCUCCAUGGAUAACUUGUCUACACAGAUGCCUCAAUACACCAUUCAUCUUUUUCACCUAGUCAAUUCUAUGGUUCACCUUGUCUUCAUUAGAUUCAUCUGCUGACAAAGUCCACUCCCAAAUAUCUGACCACAUUCACUUCCUCCAUACUCCCUCCAAUCUGAUACCCAAUCUUUCAUUAUCUAAAUUUUCUGUUAUCCUCAUCACCUUGCUCUUUCCUAUGUUCACUUGAAAUUUCCUCCUUUUACACCCAAAUUUAUCCACCAACCUUUCCAACUUCAGAAUCUUCCAAACACUGUGUCAUCUUCAAAAAGCAACUGUGACAAUUUUCACUUUGUAUUGGCUUCUUUAUCUUUUAAUCCCACAUCUCUCCCCAACACUUCUCUUACAAUCCCAUCUAUAACUAUAUUAACCAUGGUGACAUCACACAUCCUUGUCUAAGGCCCACCUUUACUAGAAAGCAGUCUUCGUCUUUACUACAUACCCUAACCUGAGACUCACUAUCCUCAUAAAAAUUCUUAACUGCUUUCAGUAACCUACCACCUAUUCCAUACACUUGCAACAUCUGCCACAUUGCUCCCCUAUCCACGGUAUCAUAUGCUUUUUCCAAAUCCAUAAAUGCAACGAAAACUUCUUUACUCAUAUCUAAAUACUGUUUACAUAUCUGCUUCAAUAUAAACACUUGGUCUACACAUUCUGUGCCCUUCUUAAAGCUUCCUUGUUCAUCUGCAAUUCUGUUCAUCUUACCUUUAGUUCUUUCAAAUAAUAACUCUACCAUAUAUCUUACCAGAUAUACUCAACAGGCUUAUUUCCCUGUAAUUCUUACACUUUUGUUUCCUUUGCCUUUAUACAAAGGAACUAUGCACACUGCCAGUCCCUGGGUACCUUCCCCUCUUUCAUACAUUUAUUGAAUAAAAGCACCAACCUCUCCAAAACUAUAUCCCCACCUGCUUUUAACACACCAUCUUGAUCCCAUCAAUCCCAUCUGUUUUAUCCUUUUAUUUUACCCACAGCCUCACAUAUCUCCCCCACACUCAUAUUUAGUUCUUCCUCACUCCUAAAAGAUGUUAUAGCUCCUUGGUCAGUGCAUGAAAUCACUGCCUCCCUUUUUUUUUAUCAAAAUUGGACAGUUCCUCAAAAUAUUUCCUCCAUCUUCCCAAUACCUCCAACUCUCCUUUUGUGUUUUUAACUGUCAAAUUCAUUCAUUCCUUAGACUUUCUCAGCUUAUUUAUUUCACUCCAAAACUUUUUCUAAUUUUCAGCAAAAUUUGUUGAUAGCUCCUCACCCAUUCUUUCAUUUGCCUUCUUUUUACAUUCCCUUAACACUCUCAAUCAAUGCAAGGCAUCUGCCUACAGUUGAAAUAAGAGAAUUUUAACAUUGAGGUAGUGCAUUGGUAAUACAGUGGUCCCCCGGUAUUCGAUGGCAUCAGUAUCCGUUAAAUCCGGUAUUCGAUACAUUUUAAUGCAAAAAUUUUGCCUAGCCACUCAUUAAAAAACCCACCACACGCGAUUCGUCCGAGACGUGUCCACGUGUGGCCUGAACUUCCCCGUGCGUGCCAGUGUUUACAAGCCAGCCAGUGUGCUCACAUCUAAGUAUACAUUCAGUACAUUCCAUAUUAUCACAGUGUUUUUGGUGCUUGUUUCUGCAAAAUAAAUCACCAUGGGCCCCAAGAAAGCUUCUAGUGCCAACCCUGUGGUAAAAAGGGUGAGAAUUAGUAUGGAAAUUAAGAAAGAUUUUGAAGGGUUUGGGGCUAAUCCUGAGAAGCCUAUGCCAGUUAUGGAAUCCAUUGUGUCUACUUCAAAAAUUAAGGAAAUGUGUGCAAAGUGGGUUGAACUGCGAACCUUUAUGGAUGAAAAUCACCCUAACACAGCUAUUGCAAGCUGUGCUGGUGACUAUUACAAUGACAAUGUUGUGGCCCAUUUUAGACAAAUUGUAAAGGAACGGGAGGUACAGAGCUCUAUGGACAGAUAUGUUGUGCGACAGAAGUCCACUGACUCUCAAGCUGGUCCUAGUGGCAUUAAAAGAAGAAGGGAAGUAACCCCGGAAAAGGACUUGCUACCUCAAGUCCUAAUGGAAGGGGAUUCCCCUUCUAAACAAUAAGUUCGACACACUCCCCUCCUCCCAUCCCAUCAAUCAUCACCAGAUCUUCAUUAAAGGUAAGUGUCAUGUAUUCUAUUGUUAGUAGAGUACUACAAACUGUGCAUGUCUUCUUCAGUUUGUGUGCAUUAAACUUAAUAUUUCAUGUGGUAAAAUUUUUCUUUUCAUACUUUUGGGUGUCUUGCACGGAUUAAUUUGAUUUCCAUUAUUUCUUAUGGGGAAAAUUAAUUCGCCUUUCGAUAAUUUCGGUAUUCAAUGAGUUCUCAGGAACGGAUUAAUAUCGAAUACCGGGGGUCCACUGUAUUUCAGAAGCUUUAGUGACUUUUUUUUUUGGGGGGGUGGGGGUGAAAUAUCAUUUACAGUAGAUACUGGGUCUUGAGACAGAGUUUGGAACCAAUCCUUUCAUUUUCUCUUCUGUAUGAUAAAUUAGGUUCCCUCACAAAAACCUAUUUACCAAAUACUUCCAGACAAGGUUUCGACAAAGACACAAAUGAUUUGUUAAAAUAGUUGAAAUGUACAUACAGUAUUGACACACCUUAUUAUGUCUUGGUUUGGAGUACUGUAAUAUUGCUUUAUUAGUAAAAGACAAAUAUUAAUAUCAGAGAUCAGUUAGAUUUUAACCCUUUCAGGGUUUCGGACGUACUAGUACGCCUAAGGUCUAGCGCCCUCAAAUCUAGUGAGAGAAAGCUGGUAGGCCUACAUAUGAUAGAAUGGGUCUAUGUGGUCAGUGUGCACAGUACAAAAAAAAUCCUGCAGCACACAGUGCGUAAUGAGAAAAAAAAACUGACCGUGUUUUUGGAUUAAAACAGCAAAUUUGCACUGUAUUUUCGUAUGGUAUUUAUGGUUGUAUUCUAGUUUUCCUGGUCUCAUUUUAUAGAAUGGAAGACACAUUACAGAAAUUGAGAUGAUUUUGACUAGUUUUACAAUGAAAAGUGCCUUGCAAUUGAGCUCAAAGUAGCAGAAAUGUUCGAUUUUUACCAAAGUUCAAACGUAAACAAAUCAUGCUAAGCGUCCAAUACACGUCAACUGGCGAGUUUAAUAUUCUUUCACAAGUGCGCUGAUAUUAUUUAUACCAUUUCUACACUAAUGCAGUACUCUGCAUAACAGUAAAUCUUCUAUUUUUUUGUGAGAAUAAAAAUUCAAAGUGGAAAGCAAAAGAAUGUAAGAGGGGCGUGGGGACGUGACUAUUGAACAGAAGAAAUGCUAUUUUAGUGUCAGGAAUGUCUUUCUUGUUUAUUAUGGACCCUAUUUGGAAAUUGGCAUCUUUUGAAAUUUGUGUGAAAUUGGCAAAAUUGCUAAAUUCUGACCACUGUAUUGGAUAGUUGAAAUCGGUAAAUGGGUGGUUUCUUGUACUCAUUCAAUAGAAAAAAUGGAGUUCUAGCGAAAUAGUUAUGAUUUUUGUUGACUAGUACACUGGAAUUGGCCAAAAAUAGGGCUCAAAGUGGGCAAAAUUGCCGAUGUGUAAACAUCGUCGAGACCGCUAACUUCACGAGAGCAUAAUUCCGUAAGUUUUCCAUCAGAUUUCAUACUUUUGGUGUCAUUAUGAUCAGGAAAAGAUUCUCUAUUUUUUCAUAAGAAUUUUUUUUUUUUUUUUUGUUUUUUUUUGAAAUUUGGGCGACCCUGAGAACAAGUCUGGGAGAGGGCCUGGGGACCCUGAAAGGGUUAAAGAAAGAAUGGUACUUCAGUAACACUUAUUGAAAGGAAUUGCUUGUUGCAAAUAUAAAAUGCUGUCUUUCUAGUACGACAUGCAGAGCUUACAUCUGUGUUAUUAAUUUAUGAGUCAAAUGUCAAACCCAAAGGGUUAUACAAAUGUCAGUUAUAUCAUAGAAAUCUAUCUUAUGGAAAAAUUUUAUCACGCCAAAAACAGUUGUCAUACAAAAAAAGGAGUCAUCCAACUAAUAGGAGGUUCACAUACAAAUAUAAUUCUGAUAGGAAUAUCAUCCAACCACUGUCCAACCUUGACCUCAUAUUUCUGUCUUAACUCAUCAUCAGUAAGAUAUCCGGCAGCAUCAGCUGAAAAUCAAUUACAGGCUUCUGUUUUACACUCAGCAGGGCGGUAGUACAUACCUCCCUGGGCGGCUGCUGUCUACCAACCUACUACCUAAAUACUCAGUAUAUAUCUUGUUGUAUUUUUAUCACAAUGCUGUAUGACCCAGGUGAUUUAGCACUUAAUUUUGAUUGUAAUAAUAAUAAUAAUAAUAAUAAUAAUAUAUUUUUAUCUGUAGUAAAGUAGUAAAACACUUCCUGGUUCAGUAUUAAAUUAUAUUAAAAGCAAAAUACUUGUGCCAUCUGAUAUUUUGUAAAAUUAUCUGUUUCCCACCAAUACAGGGCAAGACAAAAGAUAAAAAAAAAAAAAAAAAAAAAAAAAGAU
This is a messenger RNA of Cherax quadricarinatus, 34232 nucleotides long. The record is from RefSeq and is a predicted model, not a curated record. Lineage: Eukaryota; Metazoa; Arthropoda; Malacostraca; Decapoda; Parastacidae.